This is a messenger RNA of Aspergillus lentulus, 2343 nucleotides long. It is a transcript of the gene ace2, whose product is annotated as putative C2H2 transcription factor (Swi5). Lineage: Eukaryota; Fungi; Ascomycota; Eurotiomycetes; Eurotiales; Aspergillaceae. The record is from RefSeq and is a predicted model, not a curated record.
AUGUUAGCCAAUCCACAUAGCAAUCUGCACGAGCGCUAUCGACAACAUCGUCGGCAGAUCUCAACUCCCAAUGCGCUGGAAGCCGCCAAAGUUCCUACCCUUCCAGCACAGGCAUUGCAGCGAAUCAAUGCGCAUCGCCGUGGACAGAGUCUCGACCAACGACCUUUGCACGUCCAACGUUCUCGACCUAUGCACGAUGGGGCCGUUUCCAUUACUAACGCAACAGCAACUCAGCAGCCCCAAAUCCUUGCCGGGGGAGUGCAGCAUCCCCGAUUCUCGCAAUCGGCGCAUUUCCCCCAGCACUCCUCUCCCAUGCCCGUGAUGCCUGAAUGCCCGUCUUUGACCUCGGAAGACUUGCAGGCAUUGUCCCAAUCUGCCAGCAAUGCGAACCAUUCGGGCAUGGCUUACAUGAAUUCGAGCUUCAUUCCCAUGGGAAACCCGAGCUUGGGGAUUCGAUCAAUGGACAACAAUCUCAAUCUGAUGCAACAGCAGCAACUGCAAAAUGCUCACGUCUCAUGCGUCAAUAGCCUUGAUGGCCAAAUCCUCGACAACGGUGGCUGGAAUUUCUACCAGCAAGGCCAGCUCGCUACGUCGCUCCGGUCUCAAGUCAACAACCUUUCGGCCGAUGGGAGACGACAGUCUGUUCAGUCAGAUAUCACCCCCUCGCAACGACCGCAUACCCCCAAGCAGGCAAAUACGCACUACUUUCCCAUAACGCCAGCGACAACUCCGUUCAAGAAACCAGCGGAACUUGCUCAGUAUAGUACGGACAUGCAGUCCACCCCCUCCAAGGAGACGGGCCGCUCUGCACCCGCAUCAGCCCAGUCGGCAUACAUGCAACGAGCCAAGUCCCUCCAAGGAGUUGCGGGGUCUACCUUUUCCAACUCCAAAAUCGAGAUGCCCUCCCCCCCGAACACUGCUUCAUUUGAAAUUGACAGUUUUGAUGCGUUUGGCAGUCAGCAGGGUUCCAGUUUCGAAAUCUCCGAGUCAGAGAAUUAUUCGCAGAGUCACUAUGCCCCGUCGUCAGCAACCUCGUCCUUUCAAUCCUCCCCAGAGCUAGCCGCCAUGCCAACCCCCGAGGACAAUCAUGAGAAGGCUCACAAAUUGCCCAUCUUCCCUGCCGCGUCCAAUCGCGCAACCCACAGGAAGGCGCUGAGUACCAGCUCCAGUUCUUCCUUGACGAAACCCCGGCUUUCUCCAAGAGUGGCUUCGAUUGAUAGCCUUAAUCUUGAUGCUAGGGUUCAUGCUUCUAUCAAAGAGACCGGGAUCACCAUCGAUGAGAUCGCUUCCUACAUCUCUGGCCCGGACCCGGAGGAUGGAAAGUGGGUUUGUCUUCACCCCGGCUGCGAGCGGCGGUUCGGAAGAAAAGAGAAUAUCAAGUCACACGUCCAGACCCACCUUGGUGACCGUCAAUAUAAGUGUGAUCAUUGCAACAAGUGCUUCGUUCGCGGGCAUGACCUGAAGCGUCACGCCAAGAUUCACACUGGAGACAAACCUUAUGAAUGUCUUUGUGGCAACGUAUUCGCUAGGCACGAUGCUCUGACUCGGCACAGACAACGAGGAAUGUGCAUCGGCGGUUACAAGGGUAUUGUGCGCAAGACAACAAAACGUGGUCGUCCAAAGAAACAUCGACCAGAGUUGGAGGAGAGACAGGACAAGGCAGCCAAGACACGCCAGAGAGUCGCCGAGAAGUCAUCCCUUGACUCCUCGGCCGGAUGUGUUGAUUCCCCCAACUCUCCGCCUUCCGAAAUCCUUGAGAAUAUGAGUCUUCACGGUGGAUCGAGCCCGAAAGAGGAUAUGCCCGCGUUCAACCAACCCAACUUUUCCUUGCCUCCAUCGGCGUUUACUUUCACGCCCCCUGCGUCUCCGCGACAGAGUUUUGGAAACCAGCCAUCGCCCGCUCAGAGUCGCCGCUCACUCACACCCAGUAGCGAGGAUGAAAUGCUGCCUUUGUCGCCCUCCAAGCGCCCCCUCGAGAAAAUUGUUGAAGAACCGAGCCUGCCUUUCAUUUCGAAUGCCGAUCCAUAUACCGAUAUUGCUACCUCCACCGCCGAGCUGUCUUCUCCACAUACGGCUCCCACCUUGGCUGAUUCGUCUCAGGGCUCCGACCUCGAUAUCUUCAUCAGCACGGACAGCUCCGCCAACUUCAAGCAUGAAUUUCCCGACCUGAGUGACCCCGACAUGGCCGCUUUUCCCGACUAUGUCAAUGGGUCUACUUUCGAGCCCGGACUGGAUCUGUUCUCGAGCAAGACAUUCUCUGCCGCUACCUCGAUGAACGACGACUUCUUUUCACUCCAAUUCCAGGUUGAUGAUAUGACCAAAGAAUUCUUCAUGGACUGCUAG